UUUUACUUUAAUCACCGUCAAGUUUUAUAUAAAUUCCAAAGAAAUCAAAACCUUUUAAUUAUAUCCAAAGUGCAAAUAAUCAAGCAUCUGCAAUUUCUCGCCUACCUCCAUGGAAACACCAAGCACGCAAGAACCAACCUGGCCUGAAAUCCUCGGUAGCAAAAACUGGGAAAACCUCCUCGACCCUCUUGACCUCACCGUCCGGAAACUCAUUCUCCGCUGCGGCGACUUCUGCCAGGCCACCUAUGAUUCCUUCAACAACGACGAGAACUCCAAGUACUGCGGUACAAGCCGCUACGGCAAGAAAGACUUCUUUCAAAAGGUGAUGCUGGAGGACGCUGCAAACUAUCAAGUCUGUUCUUUCAUCUACGGGACAGCUCGCGUCAGCCUCCCAGAAGCCAUCCUUCUCCACUCUAUGACCCGGGAUUCCUGGGACCGCGAAUCUAACUGGAUUGGCUACAUCGCUGUUACCUCUGACGAGUAUACCAAAGUGAUUGGGCGACGUGAAAUCUAUAUAGCGUUUCGUGGAACUACCAGAAACUAUGAGUGGGUUAACAUUUUAGGUGCGAAGCUCGAGUCUGCUGAACCAUUGUUACGGGGCAGUAGCCAAAAUGUUGAAGAGGCUAAUAGUGGCAGCGACAGUGACAACGAAGAUAAUAGGAAAGUCCCUAAGGUGAUGCUAGGUUGGCUUACGAUUUAUAUUUCGGAUAACCCAGAAUCGCCUUUCACGAAAUUAAGUGCCAGGCAGCAGCUUGUGACCAAGAUUAAUCAGUUGAAAGAGCAAUAUCGAGAUGAAAAUCUUAGCAUAAUCUUAACAGGGCAUAGCCUUGGUGCUACUUUAUCAAUUUUAGCUGCUUUUGAUCUAGUGGAAAAUGGUAUUACCGAUAUCCCAGUAGCUGCUUUUGUCUUUGGCAGCCCACAAGUUGGAAACAAAGCCUUCAAUUCCAGGCUCAACAAGUAUCCAAAUCUUAAAGUUUUGCAUAUAAAGAACAAGAUUGAUGUCAUUCCACACUAUCCAGGAAGACUUUUGGGCUACAGAUAUACAGGAACUGAGCUUGAAAUUGAUACUAGGAAAUCCCCGAACCUAAAGGACUCGAAGCAUACUGGUGACUGGCAUAAUUUGCAGGCGAUGUUGCAUAUAGUGGCAGGGUGGAACGGUGAGAAAGGAGAGUUCAUGCUGAGAGUGAAGAGAAGCUUGGCUUUGGUGAACAAGUCAUGUGAGUUCUUGAAAGAUGAGUGCAUGGUGCCAGGAUCAUGGUGGAUAGAGAAGAACAAAGGGAUGGUCAGAGGAGAAGACGGAGAAUGGACGAUGGCUUCUCCGGACGAGGAGGACCAGCCUGUACCUGAAUUUUGAUUGCCAAGAGAGCGUUUGCGUGGUUGCGUUGUCUUGUUGGUUCCCUUCCCCCACCACCCCUUCUCCCCCACACCAACCCCCCCCCCCCCUCCCCCCUCUCUCUGUUAUUUAAUGAAUAUAAAGGUUUCAUUAUGACUAUUAAUUAUGAUGAAUUUCAUCAUAAUCAAUUACUAUGAUUAAAUUGUUAUAUGUAUAAUAUUAUGUCUUUGUGUCAAUUUUCCUUUUUUAGUGUCAUUGUGCCUCUUGUGUCAUCUAUGAUCUGAUUUAUACAAUGUACUUUUUUUGUUUUAAUAAAAUAAAAUAAAUCAAUUAUUAUUAUAUUUUUAUUUUAA
Messenger RNA from Hevea brasiliensis (rubber tree), 1686 nucleotides. Its product is annotated as phospholipase A1-IIdelta. The transcript has a single exon. Gene Ontology annotation, biological process: lipid metabolic process. Bases 110 to 1354 code for a protein of 414 amino acids. Lineage: Eukaryota; Viridiplantae; Streptophyta; Magnoliopsida; Malpighiales; Euphorbiaceae. The record is from RefSeq and is a predicted model, not a curated record. Gene Ontology annotation, molecular function: glycerophospholipid phospholipase A1 activity.